Messenger RNA from Cyclospora cayetanensis, 687 nucleotides. RefSeq names its product DNA polymerase zeta processivity subunit-like. The transcript has 3 exons. Gene Ontology annotation, cellular component: zeta DNA polymerase complex. The record is from RefSeq and is a predicted model, not a curated record. NCBI's taxonomy places the organism in Eukaryota, Apicomplexa, Conoidasida, Eucoccidiorida, Eimeriidae. The coding region runs from base 1 to 687 and encodes 228 amino acids.
AUGGAUUCUCUAAGCGCGGAGGUGGUGUGUUCAGUCAUAGAGGCUGCUAUGCAUUCCCUCCUGUGCGUUCGGAAGGUUUACCCCGAAGAAUCUUUUUCCCGCGUCCGCCGCUUCGGGCAGCUCGUCUGGCAGUCUAACUCGAAGGCUCUCACCGCGUACCUCAGGGAGGUGUGCAGCUCCCUCGUGGCACCCCUGCGUCGAGGCCUUCUAGGAGCUGUAUGUCUGAGACUGCAAGGGCCUCUUGGAAAUCCUCUGGAAGUCUACACUUUCUCCUUCCCUUCACAGCCAGGCGUUGACGGAAAAGUGCUGUCCGUCUGCGAAUCUUUUUCUGCACCAGCAGCCGCUGCAACUGCUGCUGCAGUGCCCAGUUACGACGCUGCAGAAAGCAUCCAAACAUUCCUCUCCAGGAUCGAGCUCAUCAGCUGUUGGCUGCCCCGUCCCCAGCAGCAGCAGCAGCAGCAGCAGCUCCUCUCUUUUACCGUCUGCGCGCAUGCCAUAGGAGAGGUUGCUUACCUAGCGGAAGCACAGGCACACGUGGCUGGGCGUGCAUGCGGCCCUUCGAUGGUUGCUGAAGAGCUUGCCUGCGCAGAGAGCCUACGUACUGCUCAAAACUUCUUGUGUCAGUGGAGGAGGCCUUUCGAGCAGCGGAAAAACUGCUGCGGUAAGGCCAGCGCCUCCUUCUGCUGA